Messenger RNA from Leptopilina boulardi, 756 nucleotides. RefSeq lists its product as uncharacterized. The transcript has 2 exons. NCBI's taxonomy places the organism in Eukaryota, Metazoa, Arthropoda, Insecta, Hymenoptera, Figitidae. The record is from RefSeq and is a predicted model, not a curated record. The coding region runs from base 1 to 756 and encodes 251 amino acids.
AUGGAAGCAAGGACAUCGGACAAUGCAAUAACGUCUGAGUAUCUAACGAAGGGAAUCCUGGGUCCAAGCUGGCGAGGUGGUGGCGAAUAUCUUCACAUUGGCUUCCAGUCGACUUUUAAAAGAAAAUUAAAAUCUGUUCCUCCAAAUAUAUUGCCGGAGACUGUAGUGAUUGGUUUUAGUACUGAUGGUGCGAGAUUAAAUAAAGGUUCUAAACAGUUUUGGCCGAUUCAAUACCGAAUUUUAAAUAUUCAAGAUAAUAGACCUAUAAUUGCUGGUGUUUUUAUGGGAACUACAAAACCAACAAAUCCUUUUGAUUUUUUUGAGCAAUUUGUUCACGAAGUUCGUCAAAUGCAAAUCCAAGGAAUUAAUAUUCGCAAUAGAAGAAUUUUUUUAAGAGUUCACGCCUUUAUUGCAGAUGCCCUUGGAAGGGCUUUAAUUCUAAACCAUUAUGGUCAUAAUUCAACGCGACCUUGUUCGAAAUGUACAAUCGAAGCUGAGUGGUAUAGAAGAAUGACUUUUGAAGGAGCAAGGGAUCGUUUGCGAACAGAUGAAGAGUAUCGGAAUUUAACAGAUGAAGAACAUCAUCAAGGAAGAAGUCCUAUAAGCGAAUUGUUGGGUUUAGUUACUCAAGUGCCAUUUGAAGGUUUGCAUGCUCUUUGGCUCGGAAAUGUUAAAAAAGUUCUCGUAGCAAAUAUUGACGGAAAGUACAAUGUAGGAAGGAUGUUUUUCAAGAGGAUUGUUAUCAACAUUUUUUAA